AUGCAAGAAGCAGAGGAACAGCCCGAAGGUAAAUCCGAUGCUUUGACUCAGUUGUCACUAGAGCGCUGUGCUGUCGGGAGGACGCUCGUGCGCUCUUGUAUAUAGUAUUGUGUGAGUCUUAUCGUAUUUGUCACUCUUGUGACCCGGAGCCCAAUGCUUUCUAUUUGUUUUGUGCUGCGAGCAUCUUUUAUUAUUAUUAUUAUUAUUAUUAUUAUUAUUAUUAUUAUUAUUAUUAUUAUUAUUAUUAUUAUUAUUAUUAUUUUAUUUUCAUUUUUUUUAAUAAGCAGUGGAUAUCACUGAUGUCUCGGUACUAGAUUAGAAUAAUCAGCUGAAAGGUAGUCCUGGAGAAAAGGUAGGUUUAUUUGUGGAUUGAUUUGAUGGAAGUUUGGACUAUGAUCAUAUUAAGUCUAGUCUAGGUGAGAGGAAGCAGUGAAAUUAUUUAGAUUCAAAUAAUUAAAUUGUAUUUGUCUGACUCAGUUUUGCAUCAACAGUUGUGCCUGCAACAGAUGUUGGAUUAAUUACUUAAUUUGUUGUAACAGUGGAUUAUGUAAUCCAUUUCACAGUAUUACAUUAGGUCAUCACCAGAAAUAAAUAAUUAUUUUAAUUAUAAAACAUUUCCCUUUUCCCUUUUAUGUAGCAUCCAUAUGGUUGACUAGGCUCUUACAAUGAGCAGCCUUCCCUUGUGUCCUCUGUGUUUUCAUUAGUUGUCAAGGGAAUGCUCCCUGGUAAGCUUAGCCCCCUCAUCAAACACUAACAACAUCACUAUCCUGUCCAAGGAUGUCAUUGCUUUGAUUACAGCUUGCCAUUCUAAUCAGCUCACUGCAACAUUCAUGUUUGCCAAUAUAAAUGAAAUGUAGUGGUUUUCUGAGACAAAAAAAAACAUAUUUUAGAAUAUGAAAAGAAAAGAUGCACCACUAACUAGGCAUACAUACUAAAUAAAGCCAAUUGGCUUCACUUGUAGUGUCUCCCUGUGAUCUGCAUGAAAUACAUGCAGCGUUAAAAGGUUUAUUUCAAUAUUGAAGUGUCGCAUGGCGACUUGUUGGUUGAAUACAUGGCUAGAGGAAUGUUCUGCAGGUUUGGGGCUCUGAAAGUCACUGCACAGUCACAGAGACUGGUGAGGGCACCUUCACUGAGUUUCAAAUACAGUUUGUAUUUCAUGCCUUUCUCUCUCACUCCCCCCCCCCCCCUCCCCUUUCUGUCUUUCCUCAGGGGCACAGUAUGCCAGCAGCACCAGAGCCCAUCCCUCUGGUGACACGCCGGCCCUCAGGUCAGAAAACCCCUCCCACCCGCAGCCCGAAUCCUGCCCCCGGACUGGCACAAUCUCCUGGCAGGGCGCGAUCCAUGCUGCUCGUAACGCCCAGGGCAACGCCCCCCAGAGCAUGAGCACCUGCCCCUCUGUCCCUGGGGCCACGCCUGCCCCGGUGGGCUCACUGUCACAGAGGAAGAGGCAGCAGUAUGCCAAGAGCAAGAAGCAGGGCGGCUCCACCAAUAGCAGACCGCCCAGGGCCCUGUUCUGCCUCACCCUCAACAACCCCAUCCGCAGAGCCUGCAUCAGCCUGGUGGAGUGGAAGUAUCCUUUCUGGGGCUCUCAAUGGAGAUAUACAGGGACUCUCUGUCUCUCCACAUGGGACCAUGGAAAACACCUGUGGCUUUUGGUCUAUUCGUUUGACAGGCGAAAGCAGUCCAUGGUAGCCAUGAUGGCAAGUGUCAUUCUCUGAUAGUUAGCAUCCCUCCCAAGCACUAAACAAACAAGCAGCAACAAAAUCAUUUAUUCUGCAGUCUCUAUAGUGAUCAUGUAGCCUUGCCAUUGUCUGAGUCUUUUCUCUUCUAAGCUGAAAACACUCCCAGACCAGACCUCGGUUGGAGACAGUCUAGAGAGUUCAUUUGAGUGUAGUGCUGAAUGCAGACAUCACAGACAGUGUGUUUCUAAAGAUGGCACAUUAAGACAAUCCUAUGAUAAGGAGUAAGCUCUCCGUCAUCUAUCAAACUGAUGAUGUCGCUGUAUUUGAAAAUGUUUGCUUUAAGCAUUGUUCUUUUUACUUAAGCAUCUACCUUUACAUGACUGCAAUGUGCUCUCUCUGUUGACGCUCAUGUAUUGACUGUGUGCUUUGAUCAUUGUCCCUUAACUGUGUGCCUCAGACCCUUUGAUAUCUUUAUACUGCUCUCUAUUUUUGCCAACUGUGUGGCCUUAGCUGUUUACAUCCCCUUCCCAGAGGACGACUCCAACUCCACCAACCACGACCUG
Molecule: messenger RNA, 2245 nt
Organism: Coregonus sp. 'balchen'
Lineage: Eukaryota; Metazoa; Chordata; Actinopteri; Salmoniformes; Salmonidae
Source: the annotation of a GenBank genome assembly